GCACGGAUUGUAAAUACUCGUAUCUUGCAGUUUUCUUUUGUAUCCAUGCUAAUGUACCUCAGGUUGUCAUUUCACGAGCCCUCAUUCGUCUGCUUUUACAAAUCUCAUCUGGUGCAUAUAGCAAUGUCAAGGAUAUGUCUGCCUGGAGAAGAAGUGUCUACGCAUAUUUCGAAGGAUCAGAUGAAGGUUAUCGGAUAUGGUAUUGAGCGUGAUCCUGCAAGUGAUCGCUUGGUGGCCAGACAAGCAGGUUUAGUUCGACAACAAGGCGAGAAAUGUUGGGUCAGCGUCCAUUCCAAAAGGUAUGUCGUAGAGAAGGGCGAUCGUGUUAUCGGUGUUGUAACCGGGUCUAUUGGCGACUUCUUCAAGUUGGACAUAGGAACGGCUGAAAAUGCAACGAUUUCAUUCCUUUCAUUUGAAGGUGCCACGAAGCGCAAUCGGCCAGAAUUGAAAGCUGGAGAUGUCAUCUAUGCGCAGGUCAUGGACGAGUUCGCUCAUACUGACAUAGAGCUCACUUGCGUGGAUGCUUUAUCUAGAGCUAGAGGCUUGGGAGCGUUAACUGGAGGCUUUUUGUUCAAGACCUCCUGCAGUUUUGCGAGGCGUAUUCUUUCUGAACAGUCACAGUUACUAAAGUUGUUAGGGAAGGACUACAAAUUUGAAAUUGCUGUUGGUCUGAACGGGCGAAUUUGGAUAAAAAGUGCUUUGCAUAAGGAUGUAGUUACUAUCUAUAACGUGAUCAAGUGGUCUGAAUACGUACUGGAAUGUGAUAUACCGGAAUAUGUCGAGAAUGAAAUUCGCAGAUCCAAAGGCUUUCCUCUUAUUGACAACUCUGUUAAGCACGAAGCCAUGGAGACCAGUACUUAG
This is a messenger RNA of Cylicocyclus nassatus, 861 nucleotides long. Lineage: Eukaryota; Metazoa; Nematoda; Chromadorea; Rhabditida; Strongylidae. The record is from the annotation of a GenBank genome assembly.